Molecule: messenger RNA, 300 nt
Organism: Cooperia oncophora
Lineage: Eukaryota; Metazoa; Nematoda; Chromadorea; Rhabditida; Trichostrongylidae
Source: the annotation of a GenBank genome assembly
AUGAAAGAGAUCUUAUGUUCUCAACUCCAUGAAUAUUGUCAAGAGAAGCUUUUACCGCGGAUAAUCACUGCUUAUCGUGAAGAGAAGUUUGACCCCACAUUGAUUCCUGAAAUGGGGAAAAUGGGCCUCCUCGGAGCGCCUUACCAGGGCUACGGAUGCGCUGGAACGUCAACAGUAGGCUAUGGACUGAUUGCACGUGAAAUAGAACGAGUAGAUUCGGGAUAUCGAUCUACGAUGAGCGUUCAGACUAGUCUUGUUAUUGGACCAAUCUAUAAUUAUGGUUCGUGUUUUGUUUUCUAG